Otolemur garnettii (small-eared galago) is the source of this 2718-nucleotide messenger RNA. It is a transcript of the gene RBM39, whose product is annotated as RNA binding motif protein 39. Gene Ontology annotation, cellular component: nucleus. NCBI's taxonomy places the organism in Eukaryota, Metazoa, Chordata, Mammalia, Primates, Galagidae. Gene Ontology annotation, molecular function: RNA binding. The transcript has 16 exons. The coding region runs from base 404 to 1843 and encodes 479 amino acids. Gene Ontology annotation, biological process: mRNA processing. The record is from RefSeq and is a predicted model, not a curated record.
UGGAAUUUGGGGCAGUGUCUCGCGAGAGCCCGUGCUGCGGGCUCUAGGAGACCCCGUGUGUUUGUGUGUGUGUAUGUGUGUUGGUGAAUGUGAGUACGGGGAAGCAGCGGCCGCCAUUUCAGGGAGCUUGCCGACGCUGUCGCAGGGGUGGAUCCUGAGCUGCCGAAGCCGCCGACCUGCUCUCCCGCGCGGGCUCAUCUAAUCCCAUUGUUUCUUUUAGAUUCGCUCGGGCCUAGCCGCCCUUGGAGCCCGAUAUUCGGGCUGGGCGGUACCGCGGCCUGGGCCUAGGGGCUUAACAGUAGCAACAGCGGCGGCGGCCACGGUAGCAGCUGCAGUCGUCGCCGUCUUUUCCUGAGUACGAGCACCACAGGCGCCCGAAAGCCCGCACAGGCGUUUAGAGAAAAUGGCAGACGAUAUUGAUAUUGAAGCAAUGCUUGAGGCUCCUUAUAAGAAGGAUGAGAACAAGUUGAGCAGUGCUAAUGGCCAUGAAGAACGUAGCAAAAAGAGGAAAAAAAGCAAGAGCAGAAGUCGUAGUCAUGAACGAAAGAGAAGCAAAAGUAAGGAACGGAAGCGAAGUAGAGAUAGAGAAAGGAAAAAGCAAGACCCUAAACCUGUAACUAGUGUAAUUUUUUGUUUCCUUUUUAGCUCCGGACCAAAAUUUAACAGUGCCAUCCGAGGAAAGAUUGGGUUGCCUCAUAGCAUCAAAUUAAGCAGACGACGUUCUCGAAGCAAAAGUCCAUUCAGAAAAGACAAGAGCCCUGUGAGGGAACCUAUUGAUAAUCUAACUCCUGAGGAAAGAGAUGCAAGAACAGUUUUCUGCAUGCAGCUGGCAGCAAGAAUUCGACCAAGGGAUUUGGAAGAGUUUUUCUCUACAGUUGGAAAGGUUCGAGAUGUGAGGAUGAUUUCUGAUCGAAAUUCAAGACGUUCCAAAGGAAUUGCUUAUGUGGAGUUUGUUGAUGUUAGCUCAGUGCCUCUAGCAAUAGGAUUAACUGGCCAACGAGUUUUAGGAGUGCCAAUCAUAGUACAGGCAUCGCAGGUAAUUUUUUCAUGGUUAAUAAUAUUGAUUGGGGCCUGGGUACAGUGGCUCAUGCCUAUCGAAAGUAUCCAGCUUAUGAUGGACAGUGAAACAGGUCGAUCUAAAGGAUACGGAUUUAUUACAUUUUCAGACUCAGAAUGUGCCAAAAAGGCUUUGGAACAACUUAAUGGAUUCGAAUUAGCCGGAAGGCCAAUGAAAGUUGGUCAUGUUACUGAACGUACUGAUGCUUCUAGUGCUAGUUCAUUUUUGGACAGCGAUGAAUUAGAAAGGACUGGAAUUGACCUGGGAACAACUGGUCGUCUUCAAUUAAUGGCAAGACUUGCAGAGGGUACAGGUUUGCAGAUUCCACCAGCAGCACAGCAGGCUCUACAAAUGAGUGGCUCUUUGGCAUUUGGUGCUGUGGCAGAUUUGCAAACAAGACUUUCCCAACAGACCGAAGCUUCAGCUUUAGCUGCAGCUGCCUCUGUCCAGCCACUUGCUACACAAUGUUUCCAGCUUUCUAAUAUGUUUAACCCUCAAACAGAAGAAGAAGUUGGAUGGGAUACAGAGAUUAAAGAUGAUGUGAUUGAAGAAUGUAAUAAACAUGGAGGUGUUAUUCAUAUUUAUGUUGACAAAAAUUCAGCUCAGGGCAAUGUGUAUGUGAAGUGCCCAUCAAUUGCUGCAGCUAUUGCUGCUGUCAAUGCAUUGCAUGGCAGGUGGUUUGCUGGUAAAAUGAUAACAGCAGCAUAUGUACCUCUUCCAACUUACCACAACCUCUUUCCUGAUUCCAUGACAGCUACACAACUACUGGUUCCAAGUAGACGAUGAAUGAAGAUACAGUCCCUUAUGUACAUAGCUUUUUUUCUUUCUUGAGAAUUCAUCUUGAGUUAUCUUUUAUUUAGAUAAAAAUAAAAAGGCAAGGGUCUACUGUCAUUUGUAUACAAUUCCUGUUACCUUGAAAAAAUAAAAAUGUUAACAGGAAUGCAGUGUGCUCAUUCUCCCUAACUAGCAAAUCCCACUGUAUACAAAGCUGUUCUCUUGUUCUGCCUUUUAAAAUGUUCAUGUAGAAAAUUACAUUAGGGACCUAUAGGAAUAGCUGUAGGGGAACAAAUGUGCUUUCUGUAAAAAGGCAGACCAGGGGUGUAAUGAUGUUUUUAAAUGUUUAACUUUUUACACAGCAGUUACAUUUCACAUUUCACUAAUGUUGAUAUUUGGCUAAUGGCUUAGCAGAGGUUUCUGCAAUACACAUUUAGUGUAUGACAAUUCAAGACAGCUAAAGGGCUGUUUGUUUAGCAUCUCAUCUUGCAUUUUGAUCAAUUGGCAAGAAAGGGAGAUCUCAAAAUUAAAAUAUUUCUUGAUGGUAUCUUUUCAAUUAAUGUAUCUUUAAAAGUUUCUUUGUAAAUAGUACGCAUUCUGGUGUGUCUUAAGAUUCCAAACAAAAUGAUCCCUGCAUUUCCUGAACAUGUUUAGUGACAGUCUGGUAAGCAAAACAGUCUGAGCGAAAAGUAGGAAAUGCAGAAAUAGGUUUUGUCUGGUUGCAUAUAAUCUUUGCUCUUUUUAAGCUCUGUGAGCUCUGAAAUAUAUUUUUGGGUUACUUCAGUGUGUUUGACAAGACAGCUUGAUAUUUCUAUCAAACAAAAUGACUUUCAUAUUGCAACAAUCUUUGUAAGAACCACUCAAAUAAAAUUCUCUUAAAAAGCCCA